AUGGCAGCCUCCGAAGAUGACCACGGCUGGGCGCUGGGCUUUGUCUCGGCUAAGCUGCAGGCAGUGGCGAGCUGGCCAGAUACAGACGGCUUUGCCGCCCGGGACGCCGCAUAUGCCGCACCCGCGCCGCUGCCGCUGCUGCCGCCGCUGAGCAUUGGAAGGAUCUGUUUGUCGUCGGCAUGCGUCGUAUCUGGACUCCUCAACGAGCUCAUUGAUUGUGCCACAUCUCGGACGUACUGGAACGAAGCUGCAGAGGCCCUGGCGGCUGCUGAUCACGACAUCAUCGGCGUCCAUGUCACCGAUCCGGUGGCGGUCGUACUCCCCUUUCUGGACGGGCACGAGGUCGACGAGCCCGAGCCCACGGCCAAGGCUAGCGGCGGAAAGAGCGACGAUGAUGAUGGUGGUGGUGGUGGUGGUAGCGGGCCGAUUGCCGAUCCCAACUCGAUGUUUACCUACUCGGCAGCUGGUGCGAGCGCGGUCGAGGACCACCUCCUGCAGACUGCACGGAUGGCCGGCAUCAGCGUGCCGCUCGUCGCCAGGCCGACUCCAGACGACGCCAUCGCUGCGCUCUGGCCAGUUGUCCGUGAUGAGCUGGGCGUUCAAGAGGCGGUCAUCGAGAGUCUGGGUGGCAAGCCUGUGUCUGUGGUCCAAGUCGAGGUCUACAAGCAGAUGCACAACGCGUUCUGUGGCUACUACAUGCUGACCAACACUGCUGGGCUGGUGGCAGCUCUACUUGCCGGGCCGGCAUCGGCAGUCGGGCGGGGAGCCAUUUCGCGGCUGAGCAACGCUGCGCACUCGUGGCAGAGCUACGCAGUGACCCGGGCCAGGCUCCUGAGUUAUCUCGCCGAAAAGGGUGACGAGCUCUGGUUUCCGUGGGAGGCCAAGGCCAUCCAGUCCGGCUCGAUGGAGCGUGCGCACGUUCAGUACCUGAUGACCCAGAUGCUGACACCCCGGGCGGUCGCCCGUCUGGCUGCUGCGCACAUCCAGAUCGUGUAUCUUUCUGACGUGGCGCUCCUCCUCAAAGGCGUGUUUGGCGAGCAGCGGCUGGCCGCUCUCUCCAAGGUCUUUGAUACCUUUCACAACCAGGCCUCGUCGGCGGUGGUGGUCUGCCUCGGCCUCGCCACCCACUGGGUCACAAUCGGGGUGACCAAGAGUGGCGACGCCGACGGCGUCCGGUUGUACAUGCUCAACUCGCUCAACUCGCCGGUGCUCGGCAAGGACGACGCCGGCCUGUGGGAGGUCUGCCUCGAUGCUGCCGACUCGCGAUGGUUCCGUGAGGGCAAGCGCUACGAGUAUGGCCGUCUCCUGCUGUACCUUCAGAUGAUGGCCGACUGCCAGGCGGCGCUGAGCGUCCUUGCCUCGCUUGCCAUCGGCGAGCUCUCGGUCUUUGACCACUGGAUCGACGGCGGUCUCGGCUCUGUUCUCGACUCGUUUGAGUCCCGCGCCUGGCCGCUUGCUCCACUUGCUCUGCCUCCCCCCGCCGACGCCGUCGUUGUCCUCGAGGCCUGGCUCUCGUCGUACUUUCCGCCCAAAAUCAUCGAGGAGAUCGCGCUGCCGCGGCUGGCCGCUCUCGCCGCCUCGUCACGCGACGAGCUGCCGCCCAGGCUGGUUGCCUUUUACGCAUCCAUCCGUACGCUCGCGGACACGUCUGCAUAUGGCGCCCUUGCCGCCGCCUCGCCGGCCCUCCCGCGACUCGUCGAGACUCUAGACGCAAUGGCUGAAGCUGCGCCGCGACUCGACGCGGACGCAAACGCGCGAGCCUCGGCCACUUGACCACCAUAUUGAUGCGCUUGGUUCUUGCUUGCAUUUGUGUCGUUGUGGUUGCAACAGCAGUUGCAGUUGACCCCAAUCAUGCUCUUGCGCGCUCUGCUUCGCAUUUGGCU
Thecamonas trahens ATCC 50062 is the source of this 1883-nucleotide messenger RNA. RefSeq lists its product as uncharacterized. The transcript is spliced from 2 exons. Bases 1 to 1773 code for a protein of 590 amino acids. The record is from RefSeq and is a predicted model, not a curated record. NCBI's taxonomy places the organism in Eukaryota, Apusomonadida, Apusomonadidae.